GCGGGGGCAGCGGCUGCGCCGUGAGGCGCCGGGCGGGACCGGCGCUGGCUGCCGCGUCAGGGACCGCCGAGAGGAGAGAGCGGUGAGUUGGCCGGGAGUCGGGCCAUGUUCUGAGGGAGGCCUCCAGGACUCAAGCUCGGAUCUGGACACCCCCAGGUGUGCCUGAAGAAAUCGCCCUCCUCGUCCCUUCUGGAGCUCUGGAAUCAUGGCAAGUCCAAGAACAAGGAAAGUUCUCAAGGAAGUCCGAGCACAAGAUGAGAAUAAUGUCUGUUUUGAAUGUGGUGCAUUUAACCCCCAGUGGGUGAGUGUGACCUAUGGAAUUUGGAUCUGUCUUGAGUGCUCAGGAAAACACCGAGGCUUGGGAGUUCACCUCAGUUUUGUACGUUCUGUAACUAUGGACAAAUGGAAGGAUAUUGAGCUGGAGAAAAUGAAGGCUGGAGGUAAUAGCAAAUUUCGAGAGUUCUUGGAAUCUCAAGAUGACUAUGAUCCCUGCUGGUCGAUGCAAGAGAAGUACAACAGCAAAGCUGCGGCUCUUUUUAGAGAUCAGGUAGCUACAGUAGCUGAAGGCAAGGAGUGGUCCAUUGAAACUUCUCCUGCCAGGAACUGGACCCCACCUCAGCCUAAAACAUCUCUCUCUUCCACUCAUCGUGGUUCUGCUGGACAAUCUCAGACUGCAACUGCCUCUUCUGACAAGGCUUUUGAAGACUGGUUAAAUGAUGAUGUCAACUCCUACCAAGGUGGCCAAGAGAAUCGUUAUGUGGGGUUUGGAAACACAGUAAACCCUCCAAAAAAAGAGGAUGACUUCCUGAAUAAUGCUAUGUCUUCAUUGUACUCGGGAUGGAGCAGUUUUACAACUGGAGCAAGCAAGAUUGCCUCAGCUGCUAAAGAGGGUGCUACCAGAUUUGGAUCUCAAGCAAGUCAAAAGUUUUGGGGCUACAAGCAGCAGCCGGAGCCGGCAUCAGAGUUAGGUCAGACAUUAAAUGAAAAUGUUCUCAAACCUGCACAGGAAAAGGUGAAAGAGGGAAAAAUAUUUGAGGAGGUCACCACGGGGGUGUCACAGUGGGCCAGCAAGGUUCAGGGAGUUGGAAGUAAGGGAUGGCGAGACGUCACCACUUUCUUUUCUGGCAAACCAGAUGAUAAUUCUGAAAGACCAUCGGAGGGAGACAGCUACCAGAACAGUGGAGGGGAGGGCUACCAGAACAAUGCUGUAGAUCAAAGCUUCUGGGAGACCUUUGGCAACUCGGAUCCACCAAAAGCUCAAAAAUCUCCAAGCAGCGAGAGCUGGACCUAUGUGGACAAUUCCACAGAGAAGAAGAGCUCCGACAGCUGGGACGUGUGGGGCUCAGGAACAGUCUCCAACAACAAGAACAGUAACAGCGACAGCUGGGAAAACUGGGAGACCAACUGGGAAAACGCAGGAGGGGAGAGCAAGACCAAAAAACCUCCUAAGGCAACAAAAAAGGCGUCUUCAGCUGAUGAUGGGUGGGAUAACCAGAACUGGUAGAACUCUGUUAACCCUGUUUUGCACAGCUAGGAAAGGGAGGCGACACUGGCUGAGUGAGGGGAGAAAGUUUUACACACAACUGGAGUAUCUUGGUUGACCUUAUUGAUCUGUUACUUUUGUGCUUCCUGUCCAUUCUCCUUUCUUCUAUCCUGGUUUAGGAAAAAAAAAAGAAGAGUAGCAUCUGAAUCUUUUAUUACAUAAAGGUGGCCCUCCCUUUUUUUAAAGGAUAGUGAUAACUAUAUUCUCCUUGCACUAUUGAAGCUGGGUACAGUGAUUUUCUUAAUGUGAAUGUUCAGUGCAAGCACACUUCUCAUGGCACAACCUUGCAUGUGUAGGUUAAUAGGUGUUCAUCCAGUCCUCAUAUCAUUUGAGAUGACCUGAGGUGUUUAAUGCAAAGGACAGGGUGUGUCUUGAACAGAUAGCCAUUAAAUCACUUAAAUCAGCAAACUGCAGUUGAAUAGAGCUAGUUUCAAAUGCCUUAUGGAUUGCUCUGACCAUACAAAGUCUGGCAAUUCAAGAUGGUCUUUUAAGAUACUUUUUAUUGGAGCUUUGAUUUUAAACUUCAUGAGUUUUCUUUUUUUUUUUUUUUUAAUCUUUUAAAACUUACUUUCUCCCCUUUAGAAUUAAUAAGGAAUCUAGAGGUAGAUAACUGUUUUGUAAACUCAGAGCCACUCUCCUUCAUGGGCAAAACGCAAAGCCCUGGUGUUCUCCUUCCUUCUCUACUCCCUUCCCCCACUUUGAGUAUUUUAUAAAGAGUCUGGAUUUUCUCUGUCUGUCUUCCUUUUACCCACCUCUUUUAUCUAUUCUGAUAAAAAUGAAAUCUUUCUGCUGCUUAGGGCCUUUCAGACAUCUGUUUGGCAGCUUGGCAGUCAAACAAAUGUAUUAAGAAAGAUUCCAGUAAGAAAAAAUGGGUGGAAAAUAUGAGAACAUUGAGGAGAGAGGCUGGCAGCAAGCCCCUCUCAAGAUGAGUAAAUGUCUGGAUUUAAUAGUAAAUUUAAAUUAAGCAGAUGUUUUCCAAAUUAAUCUUUAAUACGUCCAACUGUAUCUAUCAUGUAUUUCUCUACGUUUUCUUCCUGGAUCUUGUUAAAGAAACACUAUUUUGGAAACUCCUCGUCAGCAUUAAGGAAUGGAAUAGAAGGUUCACUUAUGUCUCAGUUUUGAUCCAACAAGUUGCUUUGCAUGACAGAAACUGUAACUUCUACAGAAGAACUGUGACUUUAGCGACAAA
This is a messenger RNA of Calidris pugnax (ruff), 2732 nucleotides long. It is a transcript of the gene ARFGAP1, whose product is annotated as ADP ribosylation factor GTPase activating protein 1. NCBI's taxonomy places the organism in Eukaryota, Metazoa, Chordata, Aves, Charadriiformes, Scolopacidae. Gene Ontology annotation, cellular component: Golgi membrane. Gene Ontology annotation, biological process: regulation of endocytosis; regulation of ARF protein signal transduction. The record is from RefSeq and is a predicted model, not a curated record. The transcript is spliced from 15 exons. Bases 206 to 1504 code for a protein of 432 amino acids. Gene Ontology annotation, molecular function: GTPase activator activity.